Molecule: messenger RNA, 597 nt
Organism: Bipolaris sorokiniana ND90Pr
Lineage: Eukaryota; Fungi; Ascomycota; Dothideomycetes; Pleosporales; Pleosporaceae
Exons: 1
Source: RefSeq, a predicted model, not a curated record
AUGUACAACCACAAUGAUGGCAAUGAUUCGCCUAUGCAGCCAAACAUAAGCACCUUUUCUCCGAAAAGACCGCCUCAGUUCAGGAAUUGCAACUAUGACUGCGGACUCGGCUGCAAGAAGGAUAGCGACGAUGAGGGUGGCGGGGCCGAUGAUGACCAGACGGUCGUCGGCGAGGAGGAAAACCUGUAUUCAGAUGCAGAGGCGCAGGAUGAAAGUGGUGGAGAGUCUGAAGAUCUCAGCGGAUCCGAGGAAUCGAUGCCGGACUCUGGCGCAUCCGCUUCGGACGGUACGGGCGGCGAGUUUUCGUCUUCGCUGGAGAGUGGCGAUAUGUCUGCGAGUAUGGUGGUUGAGCCAACUUCGUCGGGGGACCGCAGCCCAGUAAUUCGUGCAAGCAUUCCCGCUCGUAGCUUGUCGCCCAACCCAGGAAAUACUAUACCAUUGAUAGGCCUCAUACCUGUCCCGUCUCCCUUGCCGAUGAGGUACUACUUCCUACAAACACCCUUGCGGCUCAGUCCGCAGGUUGAGGAUUGUAGAGGGGAUCCGGCAUCGCUUCCAGUCGUUCCGGAUCGUAUUCGGUUGUCAUUCUUGAUGGAGCAG